UCUUCUCCUGUUGAAGAAAUGCAGUGGUGCAAGAUGCAGAUCUUUGUGAAAACCCUCACCGGCAAAACCAUCACCCUUGAGGUGGAGCCCAGUGACACCAUUGAGAAUGUUAAGGCCAAGAUCCAGGAUAAGGAGGGCAUCCCCCCUGACCAGCAGAGGCUGAUCUUUGCCGGAAAGCAGCUGGAAGAUGGCCGCACCCUGUCCGACUACAACAUCCAGAAAGAAUCCACACUCCACCUGGUCCUCCGUCUCAGGGGUGGCAUGCAGAUCUUCGUCAAGACCCUCACCGGCAAAACCAUCACCCUGGAGGUUGAGCCCAGUGACACCAUUGAGAACGUCAAGGCCAAGAUCCAGGAUAAGGAGGGCAUCCCCCCUGACCAGCAGAGGCUGAUCUUUGCCGGAAAGCAGCUGGAAGAUGGCCGCACCCUUUCUGACUACAACAUCCAAAAAGAAUCUACCCUCCACCUUGUUCUCCGUCUGAGGGGUGGCAUGCAGAUCUUUGUCAAGACCCUCACCGGCAAAACCAUCACCCUGGAGGUGGAGCCCAGCGACACCAUUGAGAACGUCAAGGCCAAAAUCCAGGAUAAGGAGGGCAUCCCCCCUGACCAGCAGAGGCUGAUCUUUGCUGGAAAGCAGCUGGAAGAUGGCCGCACCCUGUCUGACUACAAUAUCCAAAAAGAAUCCACCCUCCACCUUGUUCUCCGUCUGAGGGGUGGCAUGCAGAUCUUCGUCAAGACCCUCACCGGCAAGACCAUCACCCUGGAGGUUGAGCCCAGCGACACCAUUGAGAACGUCAAGGCCAAGAUCCAGGAUAAGGAGGGCAUCCCCCCUGAUCAGCAGAGGCUGAUCUUUGCCGGAAAGCAGCUGGAAGAUGGCCGCACCCUGUCUGACUACAACAUCCAGAAGGAGUCCACCCUUCACCUGGUCCUCCGUCUCAGGGGUGGCAUGCAGAUCUUCGUCAAGACCCUCACUGGCAAAACCAUCACCCUGGAGGUGGAACCCAGCGACACCAUUGAGAACGUCAAGGCCAAAAUCCAGGAUAAGGAGGGCAUCCCCCCUGACCAGCAGAGGCUGAUCUUUGCUGGCAAGAGCUGGAGGAUGGCCGCACCCUUUCUGACUACAACAUCCAGAAAGAAUCUACCCUCCACCUUGUUCUCCGUCUGAGGGGUGGCCAGUAAAUGAGUUCAAUAUUUUAUUCACUUAACAUGACAAAUGCACCUAAUAAAGUGAGAUCACAAUAAAU
Poecilia latipinna (sailfin molly) is the source of this 1243-nucleotide messenger RNA. RefSeq names its product polyubiquitin-B. The record is from RefSeq and is a predicted model, not a curated record. Gene Ontology annotation, molecular function: protein binding. NCBI's taxonomy places the organism in Eukaryota, Metazoa, Chordata, Actinopteri, Cyprinodontiformes, Poeciliidae.